Molecule: messenger RNA, 657 nt
Organism: Clavispora lusitaniae ATCC 42720
Lineage: Eukaryota; Fungi; Ascomycota; Pichiomycetes; Serinales; Metschnikowiaceae
Source: RefSeq, a predicted model, not a curated record
AUGGUGCGGUCGCUCGACCCUCCGCCCGACGCAAGCAACAGCCGCUGCACGGGACACCACGCCAACGCCUUCACCGCGGCGCGGUGGGUGUUUUUGCGGAAGAGCGCGCCGCACCCAAUGCCCGACCCAUUACCCACGCUUCCAGAGCAUCCGCAGCCGCUGCCAGAGCAUGUUGCGCCCGUAGUCGAGUUGGUGCUUCGCGCGUCCCAAAUGGCCACCACGUUGUCGUUGCCGCCGCUGGCGAAAACGUGCCCGUCCGAGCGGUACUCGAGGCCGCACACCUCGGCCGCGUGCGCAUGGCGCACGCCCACCAAAUGGCGCGCCACGCGCACGUCGCUGUUGCUGAUGCGGCCGUCUUUGGCGCCCGUCGUGAGCAUGUGCAGCAGCCACGCCUGGGCGGCCACACGCGCGCCCGCGCCCACUGCGAGGGUCCGGAGCCGCGCGUUGGUCUCGAUGUCCCAGAUUUCCACGCCGCCGUCGUCUCGCCCGACAGAAAUGUACGACCCGUCGUCCAGCCACCGCAAAGAUGUCACGGUGGAUCCUUCGAGUUCGCACAAAAGACCCACGGCGCCAGUGGAGGCGUUCCAUACGUACACGGCGUCAGCAAGACCCACGGCAAUAAGGUUGGUGGCAGACCAUGCUACAAGGUUGAGGUAG